GGCCUCCCAUUUCUUCGCCGGGCCGGCCGGGGCGGGCAUAAGAUGGCGGCGAGGUUGAGCGGCGGCGGUGGGGAGAACCGGCUGGUGUCGCUGCCCCUGUCCCGCAUCCGCGUGAUCAUGAAGAGCUCGCCGGAGGUCUCCAGCAUCAACCAGGACGCGCUCUUCCUCACCGCCAAGGCCACGGAGCUUUUUGUCCAAUAUUUGGCAUCGUACUCCUACAAACAUGGCCGAGGCAAGGAGAAGAAUGCUCUAACUUACAGUGACCUGUCGCAUACUGCAGAAGAGUGUGAAACCUUUCAGUUCCUUGCAGAUAUCUUGCCAAAGAAGAUCCUAGCCAGCAAAUACCUAAAAAUGCUUGAAAAAGAGAAGCGAGAUGGAGAAGUGGGGGAAGGUGAAGAAGAGGAUGAGGAGGAAGAUGACGAAGAUGGGGCUGUUGGUGAAGAUGUGGGAUCUUAAGGCUAGAGGAGAGCUACUUCAUAGUUGAUCGGUUUUCUGUUGUAUAAAGGAUGUUAUUUUUGUGACUGAGAUUCCAGAUGCUGGAUAUAUUUAUGUACUGAGCCAUUUGGUUUUGCUUUAAGAAGUUUAAAAAUUGAACUUUGUCCUUGCUGAAGAAUGGAAUUCUUCCCUCGGAAAACACGGUGGGGAGAGAAGCGCUCAUGUAAAUUUGACGGCAGAACUCGCUGAGGCGAUCCAAAAUGUGACUUCUUCGGACAAUCGUUACCAAAUCUAAAAGUCCUUCAGGGCAGCUUUCAGUCCAAAAGCUGUUUCACCCCCUCUCUAGAAGGGGGUUCUACCCCAGUUUGUGUCUCUCCUCAGAGUGGCAAAUGAGGGGAGGGGAGGUGUUUUAUACAGUAUCUUCAAAUAUCUGCUGUCCUGGUCUCCUUAGGAGCCAGUAACUGAUCAAACCCUCCCCCAGCUGUCUGGGAUAGCGCCAGGGCAGUAGCAGUGGUCCAAGCCCAUCUGAAAAGAGUUCUGUAAAACUGCUGCUGUAGUGCAGCCUCCGUGGGCAUGCCUGCACAGAAACGGGGAGAGGAUGAGAGCUCUUCCAAUAGCUGAUGUGGUUUGGUGGCUCUGGUGGUAACAAAGUAGGUGUUAGAUAAUGAUGUAAAUAUGUACAUCCAGAACCUUGCUCUGUACUCAGCUCUCCACAUCUGCAGUGUGUCUGUGGUGUUUGACAAAAUGCGCGUUGUUUGAGGUCUGUUAAAUGUGGAUUGUUGGGAAUGAACAACGCAUUCACCGUUUAAGUGAGAGCUGGAUUUAGUUUUUUUUUUUUUUACACUAUAAAAAUAACUUUCCUGUGUACAACUUUAUAUGCAACUUUUUAAAAUAAAUGUUUUUUUAA
This is a messenger RNA of Cygnus olor (mute swan), 1342 nucleotides long. It is a transcript of the gene CHRAC1, whose product is annotated as chromatin accessibility complex subunit 1. The coding region runs from base 43 to 456 and encodes 137 amino acids. NCBI's taxonomy places the organism in Eukaryota, Metazoa, Chordata, Aves, Anseriformes, Anatidae. Gene Ontology annotation, molecular function: protein heterodimerization activity. The record is from RefSeq and is a predicted model, not a curated record. The transcript is spliced from 3 exons. Gene Ontology annotation, cellular component: CHRAC; nucleus.